AUGUCUGGGCAUGUUGUCGGUGACCAGAGAUUGGAACCACAACCUGAGAAGAUAAGUGCAAUUGAACAAGCGCUGAGACCUGAGACAAAGACACAGUUGAGAUCAUUCCUUGGUUUAGCUGGGUUUUACCGGAAGUUCAUCGCAAACUUUGCAUCUAUUGCAGUACCUUUAACGGAGUUGAACAAGAAGGGGUUCCCAAAUAGAUUGGAAUGGGGUGAUAGUCAGGAGAAGGCAUUUGAACCUUUGAAGAGGGCAUUGACAGCAAGACCUAUUCUAAAACUUCCUGAUCUUAAUGAGGAUUUCAUCCUCAGGACAGAUGCAUCUGAUACCGGAUUAGGGGCGGUACUACUGCAGAUUGAGGAGGGUUUGAAGUUACCUGUUGCGUACGCGAGUGAGAGGAAUGUGGACGAGACAACUGGCGCGACACACAUUGGGUCAGUUCCACAAGGGCAGACAACUGGUGCUACACACAGUGGGUCAGUUCUACAAGGGCAGACAACUCAUAGUUGUACUGACGUCAUUCGUCAGUGA
Mizuhopecten yessoensis (Yesso scallop) is the source of this 531-nucleotide messenger RNA. RefSeq lists its product as uncharacterized. Lineage: Eukaryota; Metazoa; Mollusca; Bivalvia; Pectinida; Pectinidae. The transcript has 2 exons. The record is from RefSeq and is a predicted model, not a curated record. Bases 1 to 531 code for a protein of 176 amino acids.